AUGGGAGGAGCGCAGCUCGGCUCCUCUUGGUAUAAGAGGUGUUGAACGUUCAACAAGGGAUUUUACACAGCUACUCAGGAGAAACGAGAUGAUCUGCCCUGGAGCCGCAGCAAAAUGCUGGAUGGACACCUACUCCUGGGAUGGUUAUCGUUCACAGUUAUAGUGUAUCUUCUCACCUUGCCCGGACCGACGGCUGCAUAUUUCGGGUUGACAGGUAAUGAGCCGUUGUCUAUCCUGCCUCUGAACUCUCUACCAGAGGAGAACGUGGGCAGGGCCCACUACAAGCUGUGCGACCGGUUAAAACUGGAAAAGAAGCAACGCAGAAUGUGCAGACGUGACCCGGGCGUGGCUGAGACCCUGAGAGAGGCUAUCACCAUGAGCGCCUUAGAAUGCCAGUAUCAAUUCCGCUUUGAGAGGUGGAACUGCACCCUAGAGGGGCGCCACCGAGCCAACAUACUAAAGAGAGGAUUUAAAGAGACAGCCUUCUUGUAUGCCAUCUCCUCAGCGGGCCUGACUCAUGCGCUAGCAAAAGCGUGCAGCGCAGGACGCAUGGAGCGCUGCACGUGUGACGAGGCCCCCGACCUGGAGAAUCGAAAGGCGUGGCAGUGGGGGGGCUGUGGAGAUAACCUCAAAUACGCCAACAAGUUUGUUAAGGACUUCCUGGGCAAACGCUCCAACAAGGACCUGCGGGCACGCGUCGACAUGCACAACACAAAUGUGGGCAUGAAGGUAAUAAAGGCUGGAGUGGAGACCACCUGCAAGUGCCAUGGCGUUUCUGGUUCCUGCACUGUCCAGACCUGCUGGAGGCAGCUCCAGCCCUUCCAUGAGAUCGGCAAGCAGCUGAAGCAGCGCUAUGAGACCUCCAUCAAGGUCGGAAGCUCCACCAAUGAGGCCACGGGGGAGGGAGAGAUCUCCACUGGACGCGGCCAGCAGCAGCAGCAGCAGCAGCAGCAGCAGCAGCAGCAGCAGCCUCCACAACAGCCUCCGCCUGGCCUGAACGAUCAGAUCCCUCGCACUAUGGACCUUCUCCACAUCGAGGACUCACCCAGUUUCUGUAGACCCAGCAAGUACUCGUCAGGCACAGCAGCCCGCAAGUGUUACAAAGACAAGAACUGCGACGCUAUCUGCUGCGGACGAGGCCAUAACACGCAAAGUCGGGAGGUGACACGGCCCUGCCAGUGCCAGGUGCGCUGGUGCUGCUACGUCGAGUGCAAGCAGUGCACACAGAGGGAAGAGGUCUACACCUGCAAAGGGUAAACCGGUCACCUGUCAGCCUGCCUGAUCAGUGGAGCAAUUCAAAUAUGGCUGUUGCUCAGAGGAGUGGUUGAUUUGUUCUCAAACUCGGUUCUGCUUCAGCUGUCAGAACAGCCUUCUGCAAACAAAAGAGGAGCACGCUGAUGGAGAAGCAAUAAGCACUUUGAGGGAUUUUUGUGGGCUGGGUGUCAGACGUCCUGUGGCCCCCGUGUCUGCGGGUGUGCAGUUAAAACAAAAUCUCAGACAACUGGGUCGACAUCUCAAGCUUCUUCUUUUUAAAAAAAAAAAAAAAAUCACAGUUGUGCCUUGAACAGAGAAGCUUUUACUUCCCUAAUGAAAAAUCAAGUUGCAUCACACAAAAAAAAUGCGAUCAGCGUCAAGUUGAUGGAGAUCAAAGACAAAACCGGUCACACCAACAGACUGGUUUCUGGGGCCUUGCCCGAAAGAAGAAUGGUUUGUGUGUGUGUGUUCGUCUAUUUCUACAUGUGUGUGUUUGUAUGUGAGCACAAUAGAGUGAGGGGGAACGGGGGUUGACUGACGACUUUUAUGCAAUGAAAUCCAUAUUCAGAGACUGCUAAAAAGAAAACAAAGACAGGGUGUAAGAUUUACUUUACACGCACAUUUUUACACUCACACAAGUUGUGUGUUUGCAUAUAUAUAUGUAAAUAAAUUCAGGUAUAUUGUAAUGAUAUUAUACAAGCCACUUAUCUAACUAUGUUAAAACAAACCACUAAUCACACAAAUAUGUUUUGUGUGCUCUCGCUCAUCUUUCUUCUUGAUACAUGUCGACAAGGCCCUUUGGAAAGCAGCGCUCUUGUGUCACUUGCUGUGGAUAAUUUAUAGAUCCUUUGGGACUACUCCUUCACAGGGAGAAAAAAAGAUCACACUUUUCUUUUCUUGUUAUAAUAUAAUAUAAUAUGAAGCUGUUAGUGAAUGCAUUAACGGUUAAAUGAAACCAGUCAGUUUAGGCUAUUCUCGGCCUUGAGCGAACCAGUGUUCAGGGAAUAACUUAAACCACUAUUAACUUUUUUUUGGCAGUAAAGGAGUUAAAGAGUGCAAAUACAAAUGAUAACCAAGUUGUAGAUGACAGUUGCCUUGUUAUAACAGCCAAGAUUAUAGCAGCAGGUGAUCACUUGACCAGCCAAUGGUCCACCUGUAACUCAAAGCAGAAGUUGUGGAGAACUUUAGUCUACUUUUUAUUUUAUUUUAUUUUACUUCAAAUACUUUGAAGAUGUAAAGAAAAACUGUGGAGAACUGGAGGAAUGUAGCCCCCUACUAGUUCACAUCCGUCUUUCCUCUUCAGCUGCCACAAUUUGAUUGAGCCAUAUUCAACACACGCAGACAUGCAGCAUGUACAGCAGGAGCUGCAUCGCUCUGAAUAAACAGUACGGGGGCAACCGAGACAGAACUCUAACUUGACGUGUCUGCAGAGUUACUCAAGUGAAGAUGAAUGCAUACGUCUCAUAGCUAAUAUAAAUAUAUUUUAUAGGACUAAUAUUUGUGUAAUGUUCAGGCAAAUUGAUGACUGAAUGCAAACAUUGGGGUUUUGGCAGAUCAUUUGUCUUCAUUCAGAAGUCAGCAAAGUUGUUAUAACACAUGACUGCGUAUUGUUGCCUGGGACACAUUGACUCAUUUAACACAAUGCAGAAUGGUGAACCUUCCCAUGCCAAUACAAUGACAGUUUAAAGGAAUAGUUCAACAUUUUGGGAAAUGCUCACUUUUUUUUUUUUCUUUUUUUUUUUUUUUUACAGAGGUUUAUUAUGAUGCCAACAUCAAGACUGUUAAGUAAAAGAUGAACUUACCAAAAAGAAACAUUUUUUGGUUGUGUUUUAUUGCAAAGCCAUGCUUAUUGGUUGGCUAUAGUUGCAAAUGAGCUGGACUGAUACUCUAACCCCCACCAACAAAGCCAACGUUGGACAGAGCCUGGACACCUGUAUCCACCUGUUCCCUCCUUUAUGUCAAACUAAGCUAAGCUAACUAGCAGGCUAAAACAUCUGACACAUCUUCACCAGACAUAUGAAGAGUUCAUUUGCAAAAACAGAUAAAAACCCAUUCUGAAAAACAGUGCCCUGAAAGUUUUGAUUAGCAUUUUAAAUAGAGCUGUUAUGUGAUCCAAAACCUUUUCUGGUGCACAUACCCAAUGCAGUCUAUGGGGAACUCGGUUAAAGCCUCACACCUUCAGUCUGAAUGAUAUUACCUGAAAUAAACAAUAAAUAAAUAAACCUUUUAGGACAAUUUUUAAAACAGAGUUAACUGCUUUUACAAAUGAAUUCUUCAUAUAUACUUGUACUCUACCCAAUUAGGCCUAUAUGUUUCCCAAAAUGUAGAACCAUUGCUUUAACAUAUAACCAUUAUUUGUGAUGUUUAAGAAAUGCCUUUUUACACAAACAAUGCAGACAGUAAUAUUUUAUAGUUUUCUCAGCACUUGGCUUCUGAGAACUUUAUGUGAUAUCCUAGAAGAUAUGCCUUGUUUUAGAUGGGUGUGAAUUAACUACUGAGUGAGGGACCCAGCUUUGUAUUAUAGCACCAUUUAACGCACUGAAACCCAAAAGCCCUUUAAAGUAUUUUAAGAUCUGUGUUUAUAGAGACAGUGCAGUGCAGAAUCUUUCUUUUUGUAUUUUGUUUUUGAAGAAUUGUAAAUAGUAAAGAAUAGUUUCUUCUCCUGUGGUAUAGAGACAAAAGUGAGGCACAUGUUCAACUCUCACAAGAAACAGAAAUGGGUUAGCAAUAAGUAUUGUUAGGUUGAGACGGCACACAGCUGUGGUUACAGAUUGUAAUCUGCCUUACGGCCCCAUGCCAAACAUCCUUUAAAAGUGGCUUUUACCUUUACAGGCGGGUUAGUCUUUAAAGAUGAUUAUCACAAUAUUCAGAAAUAAACCACCGCCCUCGGCAGGCAUAUCAUGCCUUUGGAUGAGAGCCUUGCAUGGGUUAUUUGUCCCGAGGAGAUGAAUUCCAAGCAUUUUGAUAUGAGAUGGCAUGCCAAAUAAAGACUGGUCAAAACAUAUACAUAGAACUUUGCACGCUACAUGGAAACCAUAAUAGCAUGCUGAGAUUUGAGGCAUAAAUGCCUGCUUCCCACAACUUUCUGUGUGUGUGUGCAAACUUCACACACACACACACACACACACACACACACACACACACACACACACACACACACACACACACACACACACACACACACACACACACACACACACACACACACACACACACACACACACACACACACACACACACACACACACACACACACACACACACACACACACACACACACACACACUCCUGAGGUUCUCCCGUAUUGAACGGAUUCAAAACAGGCAUGACGGGAAUACCAACAUCACACCAAGUACUUUUUUGUUUGUUUAUAGAUUGUACGUAGGCCUAGAAAUUCCUCCCCUGCAAGUGGAGCAUGAGGCAGCAGCCAGUCAGAUUUUCAUAUUCUCCAAUACAAAACUCUGCACUGUUUAGCCACCAGUGGAUCAUGUACAAAAUUCUGUUUUUUAGAGAGAAAAAAGAAAAUAUAAAUUAUUUUAAAUAUAUUAUGAGCAUGUGUUUAGUGUAAAUAACGUCAAAGUCUAAAUUGAUUUUAUAUCCUGUAUUUUUUACUCAUUUUUCUUUUGGUUAUUUGUUCCUCUUUUGGGGUGGAGGCUUCGAGAAGCAGCGUAUACUUUCAACAUAUUUCAGUUCAUAUCUCAUCAUUUGCUGGUAUCUAAGCACUAACACAUCUUCACUAAUUUAGAAUCAACUCAUGUUUAGCUGUCUCUUAUUCCUGUGCACAAUCAUGACCCUUGUUUAAGCAUUCAAACACAAUCACAGUCAUCAACAGUUUAUUUUUUAUAGGAUUUGAUCUGUUUUUAUAAUCAAGCAUUUUGUGAAAAGACUUUAUCAUGUUGGUUUCACCAUAAGAUGCCUUAUGAACUCAUGAUUGCAUCGGUGUGGACUAGUUUAUACUCACCUUUGGAUCACUUUACAUGUACCUUUGGUUAGGAUUUGUGCUGUGCUUGUAAAACAAAGAUAAAACACACAAACCAUGUUUUGCCAUUUGUGAUGAUACAACACAAAGCUUUGUACAUGUUCACUUAUUCAUGUCUUAUGGGAACCCUAAAUUAUUUUCCUCUACCUCAUGUGUAUAGCUUGUAGGUAUAAACAGAUCACAAAUGACUGGUAAGAAUGUAUUUAAGUUAUUUAACAUCUUUGUAUAACAAAGGCGAAAAAAAUCUGAAAUAAAUGAAUUUUUAAAUUA
This is a messenger RNA of Labrus mixtus (cuckoo wrasse), 5503 nucleotides long. RefSeq names its product wingless-type MMTV integration site family, member 9A (gene wnt9a). The record is from RefSeq and is a predicted model, not a curated record. Gene Ontology annotation, biological process: canonical Wnt signaling pathway; neuron differentiation; cell fate commitment. Gene Ontology annotation, molecular function: cytokine activity; frizzled binding. The transcript is spliced from 4 exons. Gene Ontology annotation, cellular component: extracellular region. Lineage: Eukaryota; Metazoa; Chordata; Actinopteri; Labriformes; Labridae.